Molecule: messenger RNA, 4358 nt
Organism: Girardinichthys multiradiatus
Lineage: Eukaryota; Metazoa; Chordata; Actinopteri; Cyprinodontiformes; Goodeidae
Gene: nrn1a
Product: neuritin 1a
Exons: 3
Coding region: 236-667 (143 amino acids)
Biological process (GO): neuron projection extension; nervous system development
Cellular component (GO): plasma membrane
Source: RefSeq, a predicted model, not a curated record
UGUAAAACGAAGUGAGAGCUGGGAGCAGAGAGGAGCAGCACCAACCUACAGACUUCUGCAGAGGAGGGACACAUUCAGGAGGAGGAAGAGGAGCAGCAGCCGGGCAGCAGCGGGGCUCUGCCGUGUUGGAUGUAGCUGUUUGCGUCUGUUUUUUUGCGGGGAAUGUGCGGCUCCUCCUCUGCGGCUCUCCAACUUUGUGAAUCUGUGCUCUCAUGGUGAGAGGCGGACGCAGAGGAUGGGACUAACCUGGUCCUCCAAAUGUCUCACACUCCUCCUGGCUCUUCAUAUAGUACCCGUGUUGCAGACGGUGAUCGUCAGCGCUGGUCAAUGUGACUCAGUGUUUAAAGGUUUCUCAGACUGUCUGAUUCAGUUGGGGGACGACAUGGCCAACUAUCCCCAGGACCUGGAUGACAGAGAGAACCUUCACAAGAUCUGCACUUACUGGGAUAACUUCCAUUCCUGUGCCACGACGGCACUGGCUGACUGCCAAGAGGGAGCGACGGACCUCUGGGAAAAACUGAAAAAGGAGUCCCGCAACCUGAAUUUCCGUGGGAGUUUGUUUGAACUCUGUGGCGGAGGCAACGGAGCCCCCAGAUCUGCCGACGCCAGGGGCCUCAGCUUGCUCUUAAUCACUCUGCCUACCAUACUGACUUGGCUGGCGUUUUAACAGAUAUGAGGGGAAACACAAAGUUAAAGAAAUAAAACACAAGAAAAAUGUCCAACUGAAAAAACAGAAAAAAGAAAAAGAAUGAUAGCUACUCCUCCAUACUGAAAAAUACAACCUCCAGGACUGAGUUUGCAUUCAUCACGAGAAAACACACCUAAAUUAGAUUUUUACUCAUCCCAGUACGACAGCCUGGUUUGCCCUGUGGGACCUCUGCAGACCGCCAUCCUGGAGAGCUCAUCCAAUCACACGCAACCUCACCCAGAGGUCAAUAACAUGAAACAUUCAACAAGCCAUUGACCUGAAAUGAAGACAAUGAUGAAAUUUUGAUGGAAUCUUACAAUUGUGGAAUUACAUAGUAUUAAAGUCAGCCAUGCAUUAUUGAUGUUUAGCAGGCUAGGCCUUGACAGCAUUAUGUGACUGCUGGGUGCUGACACAGUAUCAGGCUAUAUAUUAGGGUUUCCAUAUAGCCUGAGGUACUAAUUCAUGUGUAAUGCAAUACCAAGCAUAAGUCCACAAAAUCAAUAAGACAAGCCAAGGCAUCGAGCCCAUUUCAGCCCCGUCGCCUCGUUUUCACAACGAACAGCUUUUCAUUUUUUUAUUGGCACCAGGUUGACUCAGCUGACCAUGCUAGAUGUUAUGGAAUGAAUGCAUAAUGGUGAUAUAGCCCAAUGUUUGUACUUGUGUUAGCAGUUAUAGUGCCGAGGCCACGGUCACACCAGCUAUGAAGGCGUCAGAAUGGGUGACAGACAGUUUUGCUAAAUGUCCCGAUGCGCAGGUCAACUUUUACAGUUAGGAAGAAAAGCAGUGAUAACAGAAUUUACCUUUGACCUGGGCAGCAUUACUUGUAUUCCAUUAGUAUACUAACACUAUUCUGAAUUAUGUUAAAAUGUACGUUAUUUUGGUACAGCUACUUUAUGAAGCCAAUGUAAAAUCAUAAAGCCUCAUUGUGCCAGUUUCUGGUGUGACCAUGGUCUUUUCCUCACCUAAAGGUGCAAGGGUGUAGUUUGGCAUAAAGUUUACUUUUGGUGAAAUAAAAGUUCAGUUUACAUUAAUCUGCAUGAAAUCAAUUAAUCAAAACAUUUCAGGAAAUGGGCAUAAAACCAUAAAUUGAUCAUAUUGACAUGAUUUUGAAUGAGAAAGCUUCAGUGAAAAUUCAUUUUGCACAACAUCAACACAGCUAGCUACAGUUAAAUGUUGCUAAAGUAUGUCCGAAGCGAUCAACAGCCAGCCUUUGAUCUUUUAAACUUUAGGGUCAGGCUAUAGCCAUGUUGAAAACAGUUCCGCCUGGCAGUUCAGAUUAAUGUCGAAAUAAUGCUCAAAGAAUUUAGAGACAAAAACAGAUACGGGUUAUGCUAGCAUUUAAAUCUGAUGACGUCACUUUAUUUCAUGAGUUUGGUUUCAAUUUAGUGAAGGUUAGCUAAAGUACUAGAUCACAAACUAGGUUAGAAAAGAUCAGUUUAGCUAACAUUUUGGGUAGUCAGUCAAACCAGAUUUGUCAGGUUGUCUAACUGAUGAGACUAGAGGGUCAACCAGAUCAUGUUAGGUUAGCAACAGUUUGAAUUAGCACCAUAAAUAGAUACAUUCAGAGAAGGAUAUCGGAGUGCAGCUCAACCAGAUUAAAUUGGCGGGUUUACUAAAAACCUCAUCCAGAUUAUGGUAGGGUUAACUCACUUUUGGUUAAAUGAAUAAACAACAUUCUAGGUUUUGUCAGAAUGGCUCUGAGUUUAAAUUAGGAGCUAAAUAAGAUAAAAUGAAUAAACAUGUUAGACUAUCUACAUCCGGGUUAUCUGAGGGAGUUCAUAUUAAAACUGUCUAAAUUAGCCUGGGUUAAAUAACAUUCAGAAUAACAGAUGAACCAAACUGGUACAUUUGGUUUUGCUAAUUUAAACUGACAAUUUAGACUAUCAUGAAAUAACGUCAUACAAGCUAACAGUUUCAAUUAGCGACAAUGCCGGAAUGGAUCUGGUAAACAUAGGUCCGGAUUAUCCUUAUUGCUUGAUUGCGGAUUACAACUGUGUCUGAAAUAGGCUGGAAAGAUUAACAUUGGAUCAAAUGAAUAAAUGAAACUUUAAGUGAGGUUAGCUAACAGUUUUAAUUAGCAGCUACAUCAAAUGAGUUUGGAUCAGUCAAAGAUAUGUGGGACUAACUAAAUCUAUUUAUAUCAUGUUUAAUUAAAGCCUUGUUCCAUUUAGGCUGGGUUGAUUAUUAUUUAUAAAAUUGUUCUUAUAAUGUACGUGAUAGAUGCCCAUUUACAUCAAACAAGGAGACUAAAAUUACCCUACUGGCUAACUCUUGUACAUUUACAUUUAAAUCAUCUACUUUUUUAUUAAUGUGUAUUGUCUUUUUAAAUAAAUAAACUGAAAAUAUUUGUAAAACCAGCAAACCAAACUGUAAAAUUUGGUCAGGUUAAUUGAUAGUUUUUAAUAAGCGUCAAAUAGCACUGUAAAAAGCUAACAGUUUAAAGCUUGCAUUAAAUCAGAUAAAUUUACUAAAAGAUGUGGGCUAAACCAGAUUAGGCUUUUAUUAACAUCUUAACCAAUUUAUCUUGAGCUACCUGUCAUUUGUGUUAGCAUAGAAAUGAAAUGUUUAAUUCAGAUCAAAUUGGAUUAGCUGAAUUUACAGGAGAGUUACAUUACAUUGGCUCAGAUUAUAACUCCAAAUCAAACAGGAUUAGUAGAUAAAAAGGUCACAUUCUGUAACAAUAAACCAGAUAAAUUUGAUGAAUACCUGGGUUAGCAUCUUAUCAGGCCAUCUUUAACAUUGUUUCUUACCUUCAUUUUUUUUAACAGUUUGAGCAAACAAUUAAUAAGAUUAGAAUCGGUCCCUAAUAACUAAAAUAAAUUGAAGAUAAUUUUCUUUGUGAGGUUCUGCCAGUUAAAGCAUUUCUAUCUUUAGACUUAAUGCUCAUUUCCUGAAAUAACAUGAGAACCACCUAAAGCUGUUGGGUUAUUUUGACAGAAAAGAAACAUUUUGAACAUGAAAGUAGAAAUUUAAUUUCACCUUUAGUUUUCUGUCUGUCGGGCCACAUCCCUGAGUUAGAAAUAUUUGUUUAGAAGAAGGUUUUUAAUGGAAAAGCUGGAAGCAAUAUGAAGAUGAGAUGUCACGGCCAGUGUAGCUAAAAAAUAUGAAUAAUAAGUAAACCGUGGCUGAAGAAUGACUGUUGCCAUUUAGCAUCAUCACAUUUUCCUACCAGUGAUUAUCAGUAGAAUAUUGGGGGUGACAUAUUUUAGGUCUGUGUUAGAUUAAAGAGCAAAGUCCCAAAAGUAAAGUAGCAUCUUAAACUUCAAACAUACUUUAAAUACAUUUUAGGAGUUUAUUUGUUUUGUGAGACAGAAACAUUUCCACUGCCUUCUAACUAAAAGAUGUGUACUUCUGUUUGUUUGUUUGUUUGUUUGUUUGUUUGUUGCUUGGCUGGUUUGUCUCUUUGUUUGUUUUUGAAGAAGUUGCAUAAAAAAAGUUUAAAAAGAUGGAUAUAUUUCAAAAAUCAUCUAUGAAGAGAAGAUGUAUAUGAAAAGGAUUUUGAGAUAUGAAAAAUGAGAAAAAAUGCUUUAUUAGAGAUAGUCUAUCCCAAACAGUUUUAACAGCAGAUUGAUUAUUUACAGACUAUAUAGGAAUAGUGAGGUAUGAGAGACACAAUAAACAAUUGCUAAAAUGAAAAAUGAUGAAAAUAAAAGUAAUAAUGUUUGAAAAA